UAUAUGGCGUAAUUCGCGGAGGGAUCCCUGCUUGUCAGAACCAUGGUGAGAUCGCAGAGAAGGCAGUGAACAGGAGAUCUAACGUAUAGCUCAAACCCUCAAUAGGACGGAGACACUUCACCGUGAGGAGGUUCUGUCGUGAACAUCUGGGAAAACAAAUGUUAACUUUCGGAUAGUAUCGACCGCUAGACUGUCUAGCGUUCCUGGGAGCUGGCUUUCAGCUGACUUACUGGCGUUCUGCGGUGGAAAUAGCACAAAAAAUGUCGUCUCCGAGUCCGGGUAAAAGGCGAAUGGAUACCGAUGUGGUGAAACUCAUCGAGAGCAAGCAUGAAGUCACCAUCCUCAGUGGACUCAAUGAAUUUGUAGUGAAGUUUUAUGGCCCACAAGGAACGCCGUACGAGGGAGGUGUGUGGAAAGUGCGAGUAGAUCUUCCUGAUAAAUACCCAUUCAAAUCGCCAUCCAUAGGAUUCAUGAACAAGAUUUUUCAUCCCAACAUUGAUGAAGCGUCAGGAACAGUGUGCUUAGAUGUCAUCAACCAGACAUGGACAGCUCUUUAUGAUCUGACCAACAUCUUUGAAUCGUUCCUGCCCCAACUGCUGGCUUACCCAAACCCCAUCGACCCCCUUAACGGCGAUGCAGCUGCCAUGUAUCUUCAUCGGCCAGAGGAGUACAAACAAAAAAUCAAAGAGUACAUUCAGAAAUAUGCAACAGAGGAAGCCCUGAAGGAGCAGGAGGAAGGAACGGGAGACUCUUCAUCUGAAAGCUCCAUGUCUGAUUUCUCAGAAGACGAAGCCCAGGACAUGGAGUUGUAGUAAUAAAGGGUUCCCUCCCAAUCACUCCCCUUCCUUUAACCCCCCCACAGAGACUAUAUUUGAUUUCCUAACCACGAGAAAGCAGACUUAUAAUAUUCAUAUUUAAACAAGUUGAUUUUUUUAUUUUUAUUAUUACGACUAAACAAGGAUUUUUAUGGAUAUAUAGCCUUUGGUGUGUUUUGACAGACGCCCCUUCUCCUCUAUAGUCGUUCUCCCCGAUAGCGUUCACAAUCUCUGCUGCAUUUGUUCAAUGUUGUAAAAUUCCUCCACCCGAAGCGUCCCGUUCCUUUGCUUAGACUUUUUUUUGUUCUUUCUCCAUUUGACACAGCCAGCCACGUCCCUCCAUGCUAAUUGGUAACAUGUCGGUUGCUCUUUGAAGGUGAAAAGUGCUCCCAUCUCCUCCAAGACAGUAUUUGUAAAAACUUGAUAACUUUUGAGACAAAAGUUGGCUUUCCUUGCAAAUUUGAAGCGAAACACGUUCUGCAUGUCCCUCCCCUGUCCCUCUCUGCUGUGCUGGCUGCGAUGCGCACAACUGUUGCAAACUAGAGCAAGUAUGGGGGGGGAGGAAAUGCUUCUGUUUUAUUCAGGUUACAAAACUCUUAUUUUAAGGCACACAGCCCCAGUAGAUACUCAUCGAUGAAUGCAGAAUACUUGCUAAGCAUAUCUCUGGUAACAUACUAAUGAAGAAAAGUCUGGAAUAAUAAGGUCUGUUUCGGUUUAAGUGCUGUGUUGGAUGUUACAUAUUUUUGUUUUAGUCUGUUGACCGUCUUGGUGUUUAAAAGAAGAAAGAAAAAAAAAAACAGGCCGAUAUUGCAGAACAGAUGAAUGCCUGUCUGACUACAGGGUGACACAUAUUGCUCUGGGUAUCUGAUUUAAGCGCAUUUCAUAAAAAAAAGUCUGUAAUAUAAACUAUAUUUUUGGCCUGUUUUUUUUUUUUUUUUUUUUAAGAAUAAAAUUAUUCUUAGUCAGGAAGCAGAUUGUCCUUGUUGCUAAAAACCAGCAUGAAAGGGAGUUUUAAACUUGUGAAGCAUCCCACACUCAAUGAUCUUUGAGUUUUUGGGUUGAUUGGGCUGAAAAUGAAGAGCACUUUUUGUUCUGUUUCUUAGGUUUUUAUUUUUUUUAUUUAUUUUUUUGGUCGCUACAUACAGGUUAGUCCUUCUCACAUUCCGCUGCUCUAUCCCCUUUGCAAUUGGUCCAACCUGUGCUGUGUUACCUGACAAGUGGCAGUCUGCUUUCACUAAGAAGAAAAAGACAUUUGGGGGAAAAAAAAUGUAGGUAGAAAUUGGUCUCCUUAACCUAAAAAAACCUUUGUGUGGUAAGUAAUGAUGCUGAAAGAACAACAGUACAAGUGCAAAUAUAAGUUGGUUCUAUUACCCAAAAACUUUUAUUACAUGUACUCUUUAAAAAGAAAAAAAAUGUUCACUUUGUGAUAAAAAUAUUGAGUUUUUUUGUUUUUUUAAAAAAAAAACAAUAAAGUGUCUGUCUACUGCAUAUGGCUCUGGCCUCCUAAAAAAACAAAAAACCAAACAAAAUAAAAAAAAACAGUUUGAGCCAAAACGUUAACUUUUUGAUGCCGAUCAGGGUGAAAAUUGGUGCAAAUACAGAAAACUGACAUAUUUUGUAGCUCUGGUUCCCAAGAUGAAUAGUGCAUGCUUCUGGGAAGUCAUCACAUCACCUUCAGUUUAACCCUCCCCCCUCUCUUCUGUGCCUCAUCAUUGCAUCAAGAAACUCAGCAAAAACCAUGUAUUUAAGAAGCCAUGGAGACGACUUGUAAUAUUCUAGAGAAGCACAUCGUUUUAACUCUCUUCCUUUUUUUUCUUUUCUGGGUGUGAGUCCAUUCUGUUGUCUUUGUGCGCCGACACAAAAUUCAUCUGAAACGCCCCAGGUUUUAUUAUAGCGAAUGUUUGAAGUACUCUUUGCUUCUGUUCUGCAUUGUGGUUAACCAUGUUUCACCUAGAAGGUAUUAAAAAAAAAACAGGCAGAAAAUCAUGCAGGAAUUGUUGAGCUGUUUUUUUUUGUGUGUGUUUGUUUUGUUUUUUUACUGCGUCAGGAUAGAUAGAUUUGUAGUUUGGUAAACCUAUUAAUGAGGUUCUUUAGUAACGGGGAAUUUUCACUCUCAUCUAACCGUAUAGAUGCACCCGCUCGAGCUUGUACAGCGAUUUUAUUUUGAGGCGCAGCGGUUGUGACGGAUCUGACUUGUACAGAAAGCAGAAAUGUGGCUCGGAUCUUUCUACUGUCAGACUGUUUUUGUGCUCUUGAACAUCCACUCGUUCAAAUGCAGAGGCAUCCCUUUUGUUUUCAGUUUGUAACAGAACAAUUUGAUUUUUUUUUUUUUUUUUUAAAAGAUGUGUUAAUUUCUUUCACCUGCAGCUGUGUGGCUUUUGGUGAAAGCUUUCCUUUUCAAGAUGUUCCACGUGUUCCCUACUAGUUUACCUGCUGCUUGUGACACUUGCCUUGGCCAUCCUAGGAAAAUAUAUUUUUAAUAUACGAGCUGAUUUAUCAUGCAAACGUCUUUUUUUUAAAAAAAAAAAGAUACUAUUGAAACCAUCGAGAGUGGAAGUGCACCAGUCAGUCAGUCAGCCAGAAAUUGGAAUCUGCAAGUUUCCUUUUGGUCAUCUCUCAUUGGUUAUAAGUGAGUCAAAUGCUGAAAUCCCCCCCCCCCCCCCCCCCCCCUAAUUAAAUUAAUAAAAUUAAGACUGAACAUUUUUGUCAUAAAAAUGCAUCAGGGCAUUUAUUUAAGUUUAACUGAAAUCAGAUCAAAUUUGAGGUCACAUUCAUUGACGCAUCUAUAAGAAUAAUCUUGUAAUUCUUUCAUUUUUUGUUGGAUUCAAAACUAACAUGUCUGUCAAACAAUUUGCAACACUUUUUUGUCCUGCCAGGUAUUUUUUGUGGCUGGGAAAAGCCUGAUAGAUGCAUCUCUACUUCAGAGAUAUUGCUAUACCGGAGCGCUGAGGUUGGUGCGUUUCCAGAAAAGAAUCAUGAAAAUAAGGUCGACUCACCCAAAUAUGAGAAAUUACUUAAACUUUUCUGGCACUUUGUAUCCACUCAGCAUUAAAAUGUCUAGUUUUGACCUGAUGUUGGUUCCCAUCUUGGAGCUUCUUGGCUGUUAAGGACCGUAAUCUGUGCUCGCCUGUGCACCCUUUCGGAUAAAACGACGAGGAGCUUAAGCCAAACUUUAAAAGCCCCACUCUUUGUUAGCACAACCGAAGAGUCGUCUGCACAAAAGAUCCCGCCUCUCUCUCUCCCUCCGCUUUGUUGACUGUCUCCUUUUAGCAGUUGCAUGCUUUUCAGUGCACACCUUCACUCAGUUUCUGGUGCUUGUGUGGAUUUUCUAACCCCUUCCAGGCACUCCUACCAUCAUCAGCCCCUUUUUAUCAAGCACACACUGCUUUGAACAUGUAAGUUUGAAAAAAAAAAACUAUGUAUUUGGUACCUAUUGUGUGAUACUUGCAGCAUUUAAAAAGACAGAAGGUUUUAUGUUUUGAUUUGUUAAAAGAAGUUCAUUCUGGUCUUAAUUUGUUCAUCUUAUUUUCCCUUUUUUUCCCCCUCCCCCAUUGUGAAGUGGGCAUGCUUGUCAAAAAGACAAAUGCUCUCUGUUAACAGGCUUAUAAUCUCAUAAAUAGUUGUGUAUAAAAUAAACUGUUAUAACUUCUUUUUUUAAUAAAACAUUGAAUAUGUA
Messenger RNA from Xiphophorus couchianus (Monterrey platyfish), 4491 nucleotides. RefSeq names its product ubiquitin-conjugating enzyme E2H (UBC8 homolog, yeast) (gene ube2h). The transcript is spliced from 7 exons. The record is from RefSeq and is a predicted model, not a curated record. Bases 261 to 812 code for a protein of 183 amino acids. Lineage: Eukaryota; Metazoa; Chordata; Actinopteri; Cyprinodontiformes; Poeciliidae.